CCCCUCAUUUCACUACCAUUUGCGCGAACGACACGACACGACGACGGCGGCCACAACUAAUUAUUUUUAUCCACGAGAUUCAUUGAAGUUUGAGCGUUUUAUUAUCUUUUAUUCGUUGUUUUUUUCAUCAAAACUUUGUUUAAACUAAGUUCCCUAAUGUACAAACAAAUACGCGAAUCUAGUUUUUGUUUGAUAGCAUUCACAAUUUAAGAGCGGAAGUGAAAGAAACGUUCAAUUUUGUGUUAACCCGGACGCCAAGAUUUGUGGUAUCUCUCUUGCAUUUACUUGUUGGGUUUCCCUCACCCAAAUUCUAUAAGAAUAAUAAUAAUUAUAAUUGGCUUAGCAUUAAUAUCAAGUAGUGCAAGUAUCACUUAAUAAACCUCUAAAGGUAAUUAUGUCUCAAGAAAUUGGUGUAUCCAAAGUGUGUUGCAUUGGGGCUGGCUAUGUUGGGGGUCCAACUUGCAGUGUGAUGGCAUACAAGUGUCCGGGAAUUACUGUCACAGUUGUAGACAAAAGUGUCGAACGCAUAGCUCAAUGGAAUUCCGAUAAACUUCCAAUUUACGAGCCAGGUCUUGAUGACGUCGUGAAGAAGUGCCGUAAUAUUAAUUUAUUCUUCUCAACUGACAUUGAAACUGCCAUAAAAGAAGCCGAUUUGAUAUUUAUUUCAGUAAAUACUCCAACAAAAACUUUUGGCAAUGGAAAAGGUCGAGCAGCUGAUUUGAAAUAUGUUGAGAGUGCAGCUCGAAUGAUUGCCGAAAUCGCUCAAUCGAAUAAGGUGGUUGUUGAAAAAAGUACAGUACCAGUGCGGGCCGCUGAAAGUAUAAUGCAUAUAUUACGUGCCAAUCAGAAGCCAGGAGUUCGCUAUGACAUUCUCUCCAAUCCUGAAUUCCUAGCUGAAGGAACAGCUAUCCAAGACUUGCUUCACGCUGAUCGGGUCCUAAUUGGAGGCGAAGAAACUCCAGAGGGUCAUAAGGCUGUAGAAAAACUCUCAUGGAUCUAUGAACAUUGGAUACCAAAAGAAAAUGUUUUAACCACAAAUACAUGGAGUUCUGAACUUUCUAAAUUAGCUGCCAAUGCAUUCCUUGCCCAACGAAUCUCUAGUAUUAACUCGUUAUCGGCAGUCUGUGAAGCUACCGGCGCUGAUGUUGCAGAAGUGGCAAGGGCAAUCGGGUUAGACUCACGAAUCGGUAGGAAAUUCCUUCAGGCUUCGGUUGGCUUUGGUGGCAGUUGUUUCCAAAAGGACAUUCUUAACUUGGUGUAUAUAUGUGAGGGUUUGAAUCUUCCAGAAGUUGCUGCCUACUGGCAACAAGUCAUCAAUAUGAAUGAGUACCAAAAGUCCCGAUUCUCACAAAAGAUAAUUGAAUGCCUCUUCAAUACGGUAUCGGAUAAGAGAAUAUCUAUCUUUGGAUUCGCUUUCAAAAAAGAUACUGGCGAUACUCGUGAAACACCAGCUAUCACUGUGUGCAAGACCCUCCUUGAAGAAGGUGCCAAAUUGGACAUUUACGAUCCGAAAGUGGAACCCGAACAGAUAAUCGAUGAUUUGACACAUCCCUCAGUAACUGAUUCCCCAGAGGAUGUCAAACAGGCAGUACAAAUCCAUAGCGAUCCGUAUAGCGCUGUUCGGGAUACUCACGCAAUAGUCCUCUGCACCGAAUGGGAUGAGUUUGUUGCACUUGACUAUAAACGCAUUUACCAAUCGAUGAUGAAACCAGCAUACAUCUUCGAUGGCCGAAAAAUCCUUGACCACGAAAAGUUACUUCAAAUCGGUUUUCACGUGCAGACAAUCGGAAAACGAUACAAUCGAUCCAGUUUAAUGAGGACAUGGGGCAGCAUUCCCCAGCUGUAAGGAAGUACGAAGAAAAAGAAGAAUAAUGUUCUAAAUUGUGUCUCCUACCACGUUCACUAAGGAAAUUAUUUACAGGAUACACUCCAAUUUAUGACACACAAAUCAAACACACAGUAUUUUUUGAUAAUUUUGUAUUUAUUUGCAAUGACUUAAGACCGGGAUUUUUUGUUUACAAAUUUUAGUGUCGUCUUUUAACUUUUUAUAAAUUCAUGUAUGUUGCAAUUUUAUACAUUUAUAUAUUCCUUAAUUUUUGUCCUAUUUACGUGUUUCUAUUUUAAUUUUUGUACUAAGUUGAAACUAUAUUUUUUUUCUUCUCAUUUUUAAUUGUGUGUUCAAUUUAAUUGAAAGAAGAAAGGAUACGAAAAAUCAUUAAUUAUCUUGCAAUAUGUAAACUUUAAUUUUUAAUAGAUUUUAAGCGCGACAGAAAUAAUAUAUAUAUAUAUACACAAUACAUAUUAUAUUUUAGAUUAUAAAAUAAAUAAUUUUAUUUUUCACUAAAUGAACCAAUAAAAAACAA
Messenger RNA from Eupeodes corollae, 2363 nucleotides. It is a transcript of the gene sgl, whose product is annotated as UDP-glucose 6-dehydrogenase. Gene Ontology annotation, biological process: glycosaminoglycan biosynthetic process. Gene Ontology annotation, molecular function: NAD binding; UDP-glucose 6-dehydrogenase activity. The record is from RefSeq and is a predicted model, not a curated record. The transcript is spliced from 7 exons. Gene Ontology annotation, cellular component: nucleus; cytosol. Bases 395 to 1846 code for a protein of 483 amino acids. Lineage: Eukaryota; Metazoa; Arthropoda; Insecta; Diptera; Syrphidae.